Puccinia graminis f. sp. tritici CRL 75-36-700-3 is the source of this 442-nucleotide messenger RNA. RefSeq lists its product as uncharacterized. The record is from RefSeq and is a predicted model, not a curated record. The coding region runs from base 101 to 442 and encodes 113 amino acids. The transcript has 3 exons. Lineage: Eukaryota; Fungi; Basidiomycota; Pucciniomycetes; Pucciniales; Pucciniaceae.
CACAACAGCCCAACCUUUUGCUGAGUUUUCUUAUCUUUUCUUCUCAGUUAUAUUUUCAAACCUGAAGCAAUUACUACAGCGCGAUCUUCAAACAAACACAAUGAAAUUUCUAGUCCCAGUGACAUUGCUGCCUUUGAUCCCUGGUGUUGUAUACGGAGUGAACUUUGAUGGAUGGUGCGCCACACAUUACGGGAGCGUGGGAAAACCAUGGGCGAUUUGCGGCAAGGCAGAAUAUUAUUACGACGACCCAAAACAAGGCAUAUCACGUUGGAGUGUCCGAUCGCAAGAUAAGUGCAAACUCUUGAAGGAUGACCCGACCGCAAUCCCGUUUUGCUGUGCGCAAUCAAUACGCAAGCUAGUCGAAAGCGGUUUUUGGGGUGGGCCUUCUGGCACUGCAGUGGAUGUUGUUAUGAUCAAGCAAGACUGUCACCAAUUAGCAUAG